This is a messenger RNA of Camelus dromedarius (Arabian camel), 1318 nucleotides long. It is a transcript of the gene GTF3A, whose product is annotated as general transcription factor IIIA. Bases 1 to 1302 code for a protein of 433 amino acids. The transcript has 10 exons. NCBI's taxonomy places the organism in Eukaryota, Metazoa, Chordata, Mammalia, Artiodactyla, Camelidae. Gene Ontology annotation, cellular component: nucleus. The record is from RefSeq and is a predicted model, not a curated record.
AUGGUGGCCGACUGCACGGAGGUGGUGGCCGUGGAUUCCACCCCGAGGGGCCCCUUAGGAGCCGUCCGCGCAGGUUCGCGGCACGUGGCUCAGCACGUGGCUCAGCACGUGGCGGAGUGCCUGACUCCUGGAGCCCUGGAGCCGCCGGCCUCGGUCGCCGAGGCGGUGUCGUCUCUGACCAUCGCCGACGCGUUCGUCGCGGCCGGCGAGAGCCCCGCCCCGCCGCCCCGUGCGCCCCCUCGGAGGUUCAUCUGCUCCUUCCCCGACUGCAGCGCCAAUUACAACAAGGCCUGGAAGCUAGACGCGCACCUGUGCAAGCACACGGGGGAGAGACCAUUUGUUUGCAGCCAUGAAGGAUGUGGCAAAGCCUUUGUCCGGGACUACCACCUGAGCCGCCAUGCCCUGGUUCACACCGGAGAGAAGCCCUUUGUUUGUGCAGCGAGCGGCUGUGAUCAGAAGUUCAACACAAAAUCAAACCUGAAGAAACAUUUUGAACGCAAACAUGAAAACCAGCAAAAACAAUAUGUGUGCAGGUUUGAAGGCUGUGAGAAGGCCUUCAAGAAACACCAGCAGCUGAAAAGCCACCAGUGCCAGCACACCCACGAGCCGCUGUUCAGGUGCACCCACGAGGGAUGCGGAAAACACUUUUCCUCCCCCAGCAGUCUGAAGCGGCACGGGAAGGUCCACGAGGGCUAUGUAUGUCAAAAAGAAUGUUCUUUUGUGGCAAAAACGUGGACAGAACUUUUGAAACACAUGAGAGAAACUCAUAAAGAGGAAAUAACAUGUGACGUAUGCCAGAAGACAUUUAAACGCAGAGAUUACCUGAAGCAGCACAUGAAAACUCACGCCCCAGAGAGGGACGUCUAUCGGUGUUCACGAGAAGGCUGUGGCCGCACCUACACCACCGUGUUCAACCUCCAGAGCCACAUCCUCUCGUUCCACGAGGAACAGCGCCCAUUUGUGUGCGGAAACGCCAGCUGCGGCAAGACCUUCGCCAUGAAACAGAGUCUCACCAGGCAUGCUGUUGUGCACGACCCUGACAAGAAGAAAAUGAAGCUCAAAGUGAAACCAGCUCGUGAAAAACGGAGUCUGGCCUCUCGGCUCAGUGGGUACAUCCCUCCUAAAAGGAAACAGGACCCAGGCGUGUCUUUGCCUAGAAACGGAGAGUCACUGGACAGCACUGAAGGUGGGGUGCCCUCCGCUGUUGUGAUGCUGAGCCCAGAGACACACCAGCCUGCUUUGUUUGAAGGACCACAGACCACCCAGUGCAGUUAUUUUCUAUCAGAAGCAUGUUUUUAUUAAAAUCACUGGUGCGGAA